GUCCUGCGCUGCCGAAGAGCAAGUUCAUUGUGGCCAUAAACUGGACUGGUAUCACUUUCCUGGACGAGAGAGAGAAGAGGCUGCUGGAGCUCUCCUUCCCAGAAGUCACCGGAGUCCACAGCGUGAGGGAGGGUAAAGCGUCCAGCCAGGCCGUGAGUCUGCUGACUCUGAAAGGAGACUUCACCCUGAGCGGAGGCACGGCCGAGGACAUGUCCGAGCUGCUCACAAUGUUCCUGAGCGGCCUGACCUCGAGGUCUCAGUACGCUGUGACCCUGAAGGAAGCCGACACGCAAGUGCGGUCAUACUCCAGAACUGUGACCUACCUGAGGGCCCAGAAGUCUCAGGUGUUCAUGGCCAAGGUGAGGGAGGCUGAAACCCCCACUGAACAAGACACAUGA
Messenger RNA from Notothenia coriiceps (black rockcod), 398 nucleotides. Its product is annotated as myosin-VIIa-like. The transcript is spliced from 3 exons. The record is from RefSeq and is a predicted model, not a curated record. Lineage: Eukaryota; Metazoa; Chordata; Actinopteri; Perciformes; Nototheniidae. The annotation marks the transcript as partial.